Capsicum annuum is the source of this 3057-nucleotide messenger RNA. RefSeq names its product pentatricopeptide repeat-containing protein At1g03100, mitochondrial. The coding region runs from base 237 to 2567 and encodes 776 amino acids. The transcript is spliced from 2 exons. The record is from RefSeq and is a predicted model, not a curated record. NCBI's taxonomy places the organism in Eukaryota, Viridiplantae, Streptophyta, Magnoliopsida, Solanales, Solanaceae. Gene Ontology annotation, molecular function: protein binding.
UCUUCUUUUUCUUCUGCCCACAGUUACGCAACGCUUUCCUUCUCCACCCAACUUUACUUCUCUCUGAGCAAAUAAAAAAUCCAACUGUGAGUUCCUUUUUUAUCUUUUUGGGCUAAUCUUUUUUUCUUUUCAAUGAAGUGCUAAUCAGUAUUAUGAACAUAGAAAAUUAUAAAAGAAAAAAGAUGCCAUAAAAGAUUCAACAUGAAAUGAAGAUCUAGGAAUGCUACUGGGAGAAAAUGAUCAGUCUCCGGAAGUUGAACUUGGGUUUAACAGCCUGGCCUUGUUCCUUGCUUCGGAUUUUUCCUGUUAAUGGGGCUUCGAUAGUUUUCAGACAAGCAAUUCAGUCUGGUUGGAGUAAUGAGAUUGUCAAUCGGUCAGUUGGCUUCUUUUGGGGCAACAUUGGGAUUCAGAGUAGAGUUGACCGCACUGCGUUUGCUCAGACUGCUCCUUUUUCUACCAUUGCUGGGACAAUCCUUGUCCAGGCUCAAGACAUUGGUAAAAUGUCCGAGGAGUUAGAAAAUGUGAUUGAUGAAAAUAAAUUGGACGAUGCAUGGGCUUUGUAUGUGCGACACAUACAAAUGGCAGGGUUUCCUAGAAAAACUAUUGUUAAUAAACUUGUAGCAGCUUUUGCUGAAAGCUCAGAUCUUGGACGGCUGGAGAGCGCUUAUGGCAUGAUUGAACAGGCAUUUGAGGAGAGCAAGCAUGACUUGCUUGAGAGAAAUACUCUUAUAUAUCUCUCUUUAGCUUUUGCCAAAUGUGGAUCACCUAUUCCCGCAUCUACUCUUGUAAGGAAGCUUGUGGAAACAGAGAGGUAUCCACCUGUGAGUGCUUGGUCUGCAAUCCUUGCUUAUAUGUCACAAACCUCUACUGGAGCAUACCUUGCUGUUGAAUUGGUUCUUGAAAUAGGUUACUUGUUCCAGGAUGGAAGAGUUGAUCCCCGUAAAAAGAGCAAUGAAUCUCUGCUUUCCAUGAAGCCUAAUGCUACAUGUUUUAACAUUGCUUUAGUGGGAUGUCUUCUGUUUGGAACUACUAGAAAAGCAGAGCAGCUCCUUGACAUGAUGCCUCGAAUCAACUUGAAAGCUGAUGCUACUUUACUAAUCAUAAUGGCUCAUAUUUAUGAGAAGAAUGGUCGAAGGGAGGAGUUCAAUAAGCUUAAGAGAGACAUGGAAGAGGCCCCUAAUGUGACGGAGAUGCAAUUUCGUCAGUUCUAUAAUUGUUUGCUUUCAUGCUAUCUGAAAUUUGGAGAUCUUGAAUCUACAUCCCACAUGGUUCUAGAAAUGCUUCGCAAGGCAGAGAAAGCUAAAAAUUCUCUUGGUACAGCUAGUUUGCUCCUAGAAGCUUCUAGAAGUGGCGAUACAUUGCGUUCAAAUGUUCUCACCGAGGAUGCACAUCAUCGAAAGCCAGAUGGAUCAGAAAAUUGGGUAUCAUACGAAGACCUCUGUAGGGACAGAAAGUUUUCAGAACUGCAGACCAUUGCUAAAAACUUACUUGAUGUCUUGGUAAUAAAGUUGCAGAAACAAAUUGAAUUUAUUACAACUGAACAUGGUAUUCUCCAGCCUACUGAGAAAUUAUAUGUUAAAUUGGUAAAGGCUUUCUUAGAAGUUGGAAGAACAAAAGAUCUUGCGGAAUUUCUAAUUAAAGCAGCGAAAGAAGAUUCUCCAGUUUCAGUUGAUGAUUCUGCCUUGGUUCAUGUGAUAAACUCUUGUAUUUCACUCGGAUGGUUAGAUCAGGCACAUGACCUUCUGGAUGAAAUGCGAUUGGCUGGUGUUAGAACAGGUUCUUCUGUUUAUACAUCUCUUUUGAAAGCAUACUGUAAAGAGAAUCGAGCAGGGGAAGUUGCAUCACUGCUUAGAGAUGCUCGUAGAGCUGGGAUUCAGAUAGAUGCAAGCUGUUAUGAAGUAUUGAUCCAGUCCAAGGUGAUACAGAAGGACUCUCAAGGGGCCCUUCACCUGUUCAAGGAGAUGAAAGAGGCCAAGAUACCAAGAGCUGGUCAUCAAGAAUUUGAGAAAUUGGUGAAAGGGUCUGCAGAAGGAGGUGAAGCUAGUUUAAUGGUGACACUUUUGCAUGAAAUCAAGGAAGGGAAAAAAGUAGAUUAUGGAGUUCAUGAUUGGAAUAAUGUAAUUCACUUUUUCUGCAAAAAGAGGUUGAUGCAAGAUGCUGAAAAGGCUUUUAAGAAGAUGAGGAGUUUGGGCCAUGCUCCAAAUGCACAAACAUUUCAUUCUCUGGUCACAGGUUAUGCCACCAUUGGUGGAAAAUAUGUCGAGGUGACGGAACUAUGGGGUGAAAUGAAGUCUAUUGCUUUUUCUUAUGGAAUGAAGUUUGAUCAGGAACUGUUAGAUGCUGUACUUUAUACAUUUGUUAGAGGUGGUUUUUUUGUUCGAGCAAAUGAAGUUGUAGAGAUGAUGGAGAAAGGUAAUAUGUUUAUUGACAAGUACAAAUAUCGCGCCCUCUUCUUAAAAUACCACAAAACACUCUACAAGGGGAAGUCUCCAAAAUUUCAGUCAGAAUCCCAGAUGAAAAAGAGAGAGGCAGCGUUGAACUUUAAGAGAUGGGCUGGGUUAUGUUGAAGAUUUAUCGUCUAUAGCCUCAAGUACAUUACCCUUCAAUAUUGGAACUUGUUACUCUGAUAGUUCUUAAAUGGGCUGACAGCAAAAUGACUGGAUCUCCAUGGUGAUCCCAAUUUUCCGACCCAUCACUUGAUGCUAGCAGAUCAAGACAUCUCUGUGGAUUUCAUUCUUAUUAAUUUCUGAUCAUUCAGUUUCUUAUCAUCAUAACUGCCUUGCAAAAUAAGUCUUAUCGGUGAGAUGCAUCAUGCUUUCUAUGUGCGUGCUUUUAAGGAAAACGUAUUAGUGAUGGCUGAUUUUGAAGAUCAGUCUCCAUUGCUUAUAAUACUGCUUUGUUCCUCAACAUGGUGUCAAUUAUGAGUAAAGUCGUGCCUAAAGUUCAUCUGUUUAUUUUGUGGUCUGGAUUGAUUUUGACCUGACGUUCAGAGUGAAGCAUUUAUUUUUCUUUACAAUAAGAAAUUGAUCCAUUUAAUGCAUGGAUGCAUUAAUCUUC